Molecule: messenger RNA, 2073 nt
Organism: Magnolia sinica
Lineage: Eukaryota; Viridiplantae; Streptophyta; Magnoliopsida; Magnoliales; Magnoliaceae
Exons: 4
Coding region: 202-1680 (492 amino acids)
Source: RefSeq, a predicted model, not a curated record
GCUGGUGGGGUAGCACCCAAAGCGCGCGGAUUGCAUCCUACCCCUGCCAUAUAAUAAUUCCCGUUCCGUUAUUUCUCUGCCCUCGCUUUCAUCCACAGGAUUUCGUCGAAGGAAGCGAAGAGGAAUCCGAAGCCCGCUGCAAAGCCAUCUUCUAAUCCAUGGAUCCUCUUUAAGCUUGGAUUGGGCCAAUGAUGCGAGAGCAUGCCGACAUUCACAGCAAUUGCAUUUGAUAGGCUAAUAGAACCAGGGCAUCCAAAAUCAAGUUCGAAAACUGGCACGGUGGCAAAGCUGGAGAGGCAACGAAGCCUGUCAACAGUGAAGAGAAACCACCGAGCGUAUAUAUUGCCGGCGCUAUAUGCAACUCCUGAGGCAACUCCAAUUCCGGAUUCCCCAACCUCGUUCACCCCCUCACCAUACAUCGUCAAUCACAAGCGGCGCGGACCCCGUCUCCUGAAGACCCUUUCUCAGACUAGUGCCGUAGAUUGCCAACAAGUCAAUAAAAAAGAGAAGAUCGAUGAAGAUGGGGUGAAUGCAACUGGGGAUGUUUCUUGUACAGCAGCAGUUUCUAUCAGCAGCCCUAGUGAACAGGUUCAUGUCAAUGGUUUCCAAGAUAGGAAGCUCCAAGAUGAUAGCCCUGGUGAUGGUUUGGUUGGUGCCGAAGAAUCAACUAAAUCCUUACCCCUUGAGACCAGUGCCGUAGAUUGCCAACAAGUCAAUAGAAAAGAGAAGAUCGAUGAAGAUGGGGUGAAUGCAACUGGGGAUGUUUCUUGUGCAGCAGCAGUUUCUAUCAGCAGCCCUAGUGAACAGGUUCAUGUCAAUGGUUUCCAAGAUAGGAAGCUCCAAGAUGAUAGUCCUGGUGAUGGUUUGGUUGGUGCCGAUGAAUCAACUAAAUCCUUACCUCUUGAUUCUGAGAGAGAUGGUGAGGGCGAAGAUUUCUUUGAUCCUCAAGAUUCCGUGAGCGUUGACACUGAAAUGGAGGAUAACGGUGGCAUCGAGCGCAUGCGGAAGCCUUAUACGCUUCUUGGGGAAUAUUUCGAUGCUUUUGAAGAACUUUCUGCCGAGGGUACCCCCCAUUCUUCUCGCCGUUAUGUUGAAGAAGAGCUGCGGGAGAUAAGGUUGAAAUUGUUGAUGGAGAUUGAGAGGAGGAAGCAAGCGGAGGAAGCUCUUGUCAAGAUCCAGGAACAAUGGCAGAGGAUUGCGCGACAGUUAUCACACGUGGGGUUGACCCUCCCAGAAGUUUCUACCGUUCUAGCAGAGGAACAUGAAUGGCCAGAUGUUGGCCCUGCAGAAGAGAUGUGCCAACAAGUCAUUCUUGCACGGGCUGUGGCCAAUUCCGUCGGGAGGGGUGUUGCCAGGGCUGAGCUGGAGCUGGAGAUGGAGUCUCAAAUCGAGUUGAAGAACUUUGAGAUCACUCGGUUAUGGGAUCGGUUACAUUACUAUGAAACCGUGAAUCAUGAAAUGUCUCAAAGGAACCAAGAAGCUGUUGAGAAGGCCCGGCAACAACGACAUAGAAGGAAAAGAAGGCGGAGGUGGGUUUGGGGUUCAAUUGGCUUCGCAGUUACGCUUGGUUCCGUGGCCCUUGCAUGGUCCUACCUGCCAAGUACAAGUGGCUCAUCGAUCACGACCUCUUCUUAUGCUUCCACGAGUGAUGAGGUUGCCAGCCACGAACAUUCGAGGUAAGCUUGUUGGAGGGAACGGUGUUGAUGCUGGAGGAAGAAGAGUCAAGGCCUUAAGAGUUCAACCCGACGCUGCUUUGUGCCUCAACUCGAAUGGUCCCAGGUUCAUUUCCUACAAGUUCUUGAAAAUAAAAUCAAAUGCGUUCUGCUGUGAAGUAAUUUUUUCUUUCUCGUCUUCAAAAAUGGAAUGCAUGUUGUUCCGAGUAAUUUUCUCAUGCUUUUCUUUCCUCUUACUCUAUUCUUCUCUUUUCUUUUUCCUCAUUCUUUUCCCUUGGAAAUAGCAAUAACUUGUAUAAGCUUGGUGUGAUUGCAUCCACGGGUGAUCUAUGCAACUGGUUGAAUCCAGAUCAGUACUUGUAUUUUGAAUCCGAGUACUGAUUUUCAAGCUUUUGUUGAA